CAAACGACGCUAGCAAUCCUCUCUUCCAGUUCAUCCUAAAACACAAAUAUCCCACCAGGAGCCGUGCUCUUCGGGUGGGCUUGAAUUUUGUGCUCCUCCUUCUUCCUCUCUGUUCUGUUCCUGUCCUUGUUAAUUUGAUUUUCGGAUAACUUCCAUUUUUUUCUGUUUGAUAUAUAUCCCAUAUACUGUUCUUAAUCCUUCAUCCUCCGAUAAAAACUUCUGCGUCGACGCAUACGGAGGCUGAACAUAGCGUCGCCGUCGUUCGUGAAACGCUUGGGCUGCUUUCAGGUUCAUGUGAUAUGAAGUCACCCAAUCCUGUACCUUUGCCUGUAGAUUCAAAGAGUAGGAGAUCAUGUCUUUGUAGCAUUCUUCCAGCUGCUUCUUUUCUUUUUCUACUUUUCUUCAUAGGGAGUGCAUUUUUAGUUCCAGAUUACAGGGAGAAAGUAUCAAGAUGGAGAAUAGCUGAUAAUUUCCAAAAUUUUAAAUUUGGCACUUGUAAGAAUCAAUGCAGUCCUCCUGGAACCGAGGCCUUACCUGAGGGCAUUCUGUCAAAGACUUCUAACUUGCAAAUGAGACCAUUAUGGGGAUUUCCAAAGAUGGAUGAAAAUUCGAGGAACUUAUUUGCAGUUGCUGUUGGAAUAAAGCAACGAGAUCUUAUUGAUAAAAUGGUCACAAAGUUUCUAUCAAGUAAUUUUACUAUAAUGCUAUUGCACUAUGAUGGUAUCGUUGAUGAAUGGAAGGAUUAUGAGUGGAAUGAUCAUGUUAUACAUGUUUCUGCACGUAAUCAAACUAAAUGGUGGUUUGCAAAACGUUUCCUGCACCCUGAUAUAGUUGCAGAAUACGGUUAUAUUUUUCUCUGGGAUGAGGACCUCGGAGUUGAAAAUUUCAACCCUCAACAGUAUGUGUCGAUCGUUAAAAGCAAAGGGCUUGAGAUAUCACAGCCAGCUCUUGACAUCGGUAAAUCAGAGAUACACCAGCAAAUUACUGCACGUAUGAGGAAAUCACUUGUUCACAGAAGAACUUUCAAGCCUGGUCUUUGUGAUCGCAAUAGUACAGCUCCUCCAUGCACAGGGUGGGUAGAAAUGAUGGCCCCUGUUUUCUCAAGAGCUGCAUGGCGUUGUGUAUGGUAUCUGAUCCAGAAUGACUUGAUCCAUGCUUGGGGUCUUGAUUAUCGCCUUGGUUACUGUGCACAGGGCGAUCGGCUAAAAAAUAUUGGCGUUGUGGAUGCUGAGUAUAUAGUUCAUUAUGGUCGUCCUACACUCGGGGGCACAGAUGAAUAUAAGGAAUCAUCUCAAUCAAAUGCAAAGGAUCCUAGCCUGGAAGCGUCAUCUCAUCCAAACAAAAAGGAUCCUAGACUGGAAGUAAGGAGGCAAUCUUACCGCGAAUUCAAAAUUUUUUUCAGACGAUGGGAAAAUGCUGCAAGGGAUGACAAAUGUUGGAUGGAUCCGUACAAAGAUGCAGAUAAACAAAGCAUGCCCAGCUUUCACUUAUCUCCCAGAGCCGUGUAAAUGAUGAACCAUUUACAUUUUUGAAUCUUUGAUGCUUCCACCAACAAAUGUAAAGAGGACAGAACAAGGUGCAGCAAUGGAGAAGAGUUAUGCAGAGAUCUGAGACUGUGAAGUCAAAGAAUAUUUGAAGCAUCAAAUGGACAUCCUUAUGUUACAACAGACAUAAGAUAGAAAAGACCUUGUUUAUACAUUAAAUGGAACAUCCUUGUUUGUACAUAUUGUAAUUUCAGGUCUUGUAAUUAUAUCAUUCUUUCCUCAAUAAGGAAAAUGCAGUGAUAUAUAGAUAGAGAAGACCAGGAAUAGUUGAAAGGAGCAUUAAGGGGGAAAGAAAGGCUCACACUGAUGUGAUAAUCUAUAUACCUGUUCAGCAAUAAAAAUUUCUCGAGUAUUUAUUUUGA
Jatropha curcas is the source of this 1906-nucleotide messenger RNA. RefSeq lists its product as uncharacterized. The record is from RefSeq and is a predicted model, not a curated record. NCBI's taxonomy places the organism in Eukaryota, Viridiplantae, Streptophyta, Magnoliopsida, Malpighiales, Euphorbiaceae.